This is a messenger RNA of Emericellopsis cladophorae, 6735 nucleotides long. Its product is annotated as THO complex subunit-like protein. Gene Ontology annotation, biological process: mRNA processing; mRNA export from nucleus. Gene Ontology annotation, molecular function: mRNA binding. Lineage: Eukaryota; Fungi; Ascomycota; Sordariomycetes; Hypocreales; Bionectriaceae. The coding region runs from base 1 to 6735 and encodes 2244 amino acids. The transcript has 4 exons. Gene Ontology annotation, cellular component: THO complex part of transcription export complex. The record is from RefSeq and is a predicted model, not a curated record.
AUGCCUCAGAAGCGCAAGCGCCCCGAACCCGCUCCCCCGGAGGGUGGGCGACCCUCACCGCACCGCCCAGGUGACACGUCCCUCGCUCAGCAUGAUCGAGACGCUGGCAACCGGGGUCGCGGUCGCGCGGGAGGCCAUAGGAACAACAGCUUCCAUCGUCGAGACUCUUCGGCUAGUCAGAGCGGUAGAAACCAGACGCAGCCAAGCCCGUCGCCUUCGCGCAGAGAAGCGAACGCGCACGGCGGUGGCCCCCCGACGACGCCAGCUACGACACCAGCGCCUCCCAAAUCUUUCACGACGCCCACGAAGACCACAAUGCAGCCGCCCACACCGGCAUCCACGAAUCCUGCCCCUUCCGACCGCCGAUACGAACACCUCACAGACGAAAAGCUCAAGAGCUGGACCGAUGGCUCACGAAAUCGGAUUGUCAGCCACGGCUGCCAGUCUCGUGAUGACCAGGACACAGCAGAGCUCUCAUUGCUUUUCCAGGAAUUCAUAUACUCGGUGAUGGAGGGGCGCAUGCCGCCAACAGAGGCUGGGCGCUGUGUCAGGGAGAUGCUGGGUGAGGCCAACUCGUCUAAAGAACCCGUGUUCUCACCACAUAAUCUUCUUCUCGACCUGCUGCAGCUCAUUCUCGACGUCGGCGCGGGCGGCUUCGUACCCACCCUAGGCGUCUUUCUCGAGGAGACGGGCAUCUCGGUCGACUUGGCGCGGCGCGUGCUGGAUGCAAACGUCCUCUCGCAACUUGGUCUUGUACGGAAUCAAUUCGAUAGGACGGGCGUCAAGCAUGCGACCAACUAUCUCUACCGCCAGGCCAACUACAACCUGCUUCGCGAGGAGUCGGAAGGAUACGCCAAGCUCAUUACAGAGUUGCACAUGACGAGCGACAACUUCAGCACGGACGUUCCCAAGGAGACAUUUGAGCGAAUCAAGGCCCUCGUGGGUACCUUUGACAUUGACGUGGGCCGCACACUUGAUGUGACCUUGGACGUGUUUGCCGUUAUGCUCGUCAAGCAGUUCAAGUUCUUCGUCAGGCUCCUGCGCGACAGCUCCUGGUGGCCCAAGGGUGGUCUCGUCCAAGGGAACGACUCUUUCGUCGGCGGCCUGCCUACGUGGGCCACACCAGGCUACCCAGCGUGGUUAACAACAGAUGAGGACGAGGCAGGGAACAGCGCCAAGCGCCUGCUUCGGGAUGUCAGCUUCUGGACCAGAGCGCGCGAGGUGCGAACCGAGGCCUUUUUCGAAAUCGGUGGCCGACGCAUCUCUCAUCCACACAGCGAUGCCUGGCAAAGCAAGGAUGGCGAUGAUGCCGUCGUCGCGGCGCGGAAAGCAUGGGUCGAAAUCACAAAGACAAUACCGCCCCAUGGCAAUUAUGUCGCCGCCAACCUUCUUGGUUUCAAGCUGCUCUUCUACUACUCGCCGAACCGCGACCCUACCGACGUACUGCCUGCCAAUCUGCUCUACCUUGCCGCGCUCCUCAUCAAAAUUGGAUUCAUUUCGUUCCCCGAUCUCUACCCGCACCUGUCACCACCCGACGAAGGCAUGGAGAAGGUCCGAGAGGCCAAGAUGAAGGAGGUGGAGGAGGCCGAACGCAAGGCACGCGGUGGCUCUAUGAAUGCUUUGCUGAUGGCUGGCGCGCUGACCAACGAUGAGGACGAGAAUCCACACGCGGGCCCUCGCCGACUGCCAGCAGGCAAAAAUGAGCCUGACAAGGCGCAGACGACGAAGAAGGAGCCUGAGGAGGCCAAAAAGGACGAACCCCAUGAGCAAAAGGUGUCUCUUCUUAUCCAACUCCUUACCAUCGGCGCACUGCCAGAAGCCACUUUUAUCCUUGGUCGUUUCCCCUGGAUACCCGAGGCAUAUUCAGACGUGCUCGAUGGCAUCCAUCGUAUUCUGCAUGUCUGUGUGAGCAAGGUCUUUGACGAGUCCAAGCCCAAACUCUCGACAUCGACCACAUGUCCCGUCAAGAAUAUGCCAGACUACGACCAAACAGGCGUGCCCAAGGGGAGCGUCAAGGUCAGCCCAAUGACCAUCAAGAAGACCCUCAAGUGGCCAACGCCGGACAAGAACGACCAUGGCGACAACCAGGACUACCACUACUACUGGGAUGAAUGGACCGACAACAUACCCGUCUGCCAGACCGUCGACGACAUCUUCACGCUCUGCGAGUCCUUCCUCAACUUCUCCGGCGUCAACAUUGGCAAGGACGCUGCCCUUCUCAGCAAGCUGGCCACAAUCGGCGCCAAGAGUUUGCAUGUUGAUCCCUCCGAGUCGAACAAGACUCGUUGGAGGGAACUCUCGAAACGCCUCCUCCUGCCAGCGCUCAGCCAUACCCACGCAAAUGCCUCGGUGGUGGAUGCUAUCUGGACCCUCUUGAAGCGUUUCGACACCACCACCCGCUACGCCCUGUACGCCGAGUGGUUUGAAGGCCAGACCUCCCGCCUGCCCAGCAUGAAGACGGCCUUUGAGCGUGCCAGGGCGGAAACGCGAGCGACCAUGAAGCGUGUCUCGCUAACCAACCUAAGCGAGAUGGCCAAGCGCCUGGCCAAAACCUCCUACUCCUCGCCCGGCGUCGUCUUCACCGUCGCCUUUGGCCAGUUGGAGUCGUACCCGAAUCUGAUCGAGGCGUUUGUUGAGUGCGCCAAGUACUUCACGGACCUGUCGUACGACGUAUUGAUCUGGUCUCUGUUGAGCUCCCUGGGCAAGCCCCGAAGCCGCACACAGGCCGAGCACGCCCUGACUACCAGCAAGUGGCUCUCGGCCUUGUCGCGCUUUGUUGGCAAAGUAUAUCGCCGCUAUUCGAACCUCACACCCGUGCCGGUGCUCAGCUAUGUCGAUGAGCAGCUGUCGCUUGGCAACUCGACCGACCUGGUCAUCCUGAAGGAGCUCCUCUCCUCCAUGGGCGGCAUUGUCGACGCAUCCGACUUCUCGUACGACCAGAUCCUCGGCAUGGCGGGCGGCGAGUACCUCCGCAAGCAGACCCUCGUCAAGUCGGGCGACCUGCGCUACGACAACGCCCGGAGCUCCAAACGUCUGAUCCAGGCCUUGACGGAAACCGAGCUAGCAUCCCAGAUCCUCACGAACCUCGCCCAGUUCAGACAAGCGCGUCCGUACCAGAUUGAUGAGGACGAAGCACACAUCAAGUAUCUGUCGACGAUUGUUGAUGACUCGCACAAGAUUCUGUACCAGUAUGUCGAUUUUCUCUGGGCCAACGUUGAUCCAGCCACCUUUGAUAAACUUGUCCCUUCGAUACUGGACCUCAUGAAGACGUUUGGACUGGACGCCAGUCUGGCGUUCCACAUUGGAAGGAGCAGCCUUUCGCACCGAAUGUUUCCUUGGAAGCCAAAGGAGACACAGGGGAAGGAGGAUGCCGCGAAAGACCAGGAUGGGGAUGCGAAGAUGGUCGAGGCGGGAUCUGCGAAAGAGACGGGCCAGGAGACGACGGCGACAGAGGUUCAGAAGGCCGACGAGCCGUCCCUCGAUGGCGCUGUUCUCACCCCCAUCGCCGAGUCCAUCAGGGACAUUCUGCCUGCUGACGUCUGGGAAAAGAUGACGCCCGACCUCUUCGUCACCUUCUGGGCACUCCAGUUGGGUGAUCUGUACUGCCCAGAUCACAUCUACCGCCAAGAGGCCAAGCAUGUGGAGCAAACCGAGAAGGCUCUGGCCCAAGAUCGAACGGACAUGACGAAUCGCCGUGUGAUGGACCGCAGGCUCGCCAAGAGAAAGGAACUUAUGAAUUUCCAGAUCGGCUUGCACGAGGAACGUCAGGAGCACGCGUUGCGUCAGGGUCGGUGGAAGUUCUACCUCUCCAAGCACUUCCAGUCGGCGUUCCCUGACCCCAAGCCAAGCCCAGAGGCCAUUGCGGACGAGCUGCUGGAGAGCUGCUUCUUGCCCCGUGUGGUUGUCUCGCCAGCCGAUGCUGAGUACACCUAUCGCUUCAUCAGGAUGAUACACGAGUGCAACGCGCCCGGCUUCAAGCUCAUGACGCUCUACGACCGGCUCUUUAACGCAAAUCGUCUCCGCGCCCUGAUCUUUGCCACAUCUGUGCGGGAAGCCGAGAAUGUCGGGCGCUUCCUCUCACUCAUCCUGGAGAACCUAGCGCUGUGGCACAAGAAUGCCCCCUUGCCGACCGAGAAGGCCGGCAAGGAUCACCCAAAGCUUGGCGUCUACGAGCGGGAAGCCAAGGGCCCGGCUGAGCAGCCUAAGCUUGGCUUCGCACUGACAGUUGACGAGAGUGGCAAGCCCAGCACGUUUGUCGAGCACGCACAAUUCCAGGACAUGCUUUUCAAGUGGCACAGGAAUCUCAACACGGCUCUCAAGAGCUGUCUGGGCGGCAUGGAGUGGAUGCACAUCCGCAACGCACUGACUGUGCUCAACCGCGUCAUUGACUUCUUCCCUGCAAUCGACUUCCAGGCCAAGCAGUUUAUGAGGCAGCUCGAGACCAUCCACGAGAGAGAGGGUGCCUCGUCCAAGUCGUCCGGCGACGAGGAGGCGGCUCACCGUGUGGACUUGUCUGUGGCGGCCCAGGGGACAUUGUCUGAACUGAUGCGGCGAAAACCCAAGUGGAUGAUGGUUCAAGCCUUCCGCCCUAAUUCGGUGGGAGGCGGCCAGAAGUCCGAAGACAAGGGUGGCUUAAACGCGGCAGCGGCCGAGUUCAAGCCAACAAGCGCCGACACCAGAAGGGCUGGCGGUGGCAACGACGCGGAAGAUGGCGAGGUGGCUGAUGCCGCGAAGACAAGAGGCGCAGACGGGUCAAGUCAACCAGCCAAGUCCAAUACCGACUCCCUCCCGUCAAAGCCCUCGCCUGCCCAUGGACGAGAUACACCAAAGAGAGACAUGGCCUCAUCCAAUACCUCACGCUCCUCGACGUCCAGGAACGAUAACAACAGACCUGGAAACCUGCCGAAUCGCCCCAUUCACCACCUGCCCACUCGUCCGGAUGUCCCGAUACCUGCUCACCCUAACAGUAGUGAUCGUUUCGCUCACACACCUGCUCGUCCAGGCGACCGACGUGACCCCAGGGAGACCAGAGAACCUCGGGAGACUCGAAGUGGCCGUGAAGGGCAGGACGCGCGCAGCUCCCCACGAGAAGGACUCCCUGCUCGGGACCCUCGCUCCGAUUCGCGAGGGACUCGUGACGUACGCGAUACUCGCGAACAUCGACACGAUCCGCGUGACAACUGGCGUCAGGAGAAGGACUGGGCGGAGCACAACAUGAGCCAACCGCCGGACCGACGUGGCCUCGACCCCCGCGAAUCGCAUCAUGGGCCACGACCCGUUCCCGGCCAGGAGCGCGAACGGCCUCUGCGUGAAGGCCGUGGCGGCGGCAGGGUGAGUGAGCUCCCUCCUGAGCGACCACCGUCCGCUCAUCAACUGCCAACGCCUCAAAAUCCCGACUUGCCCAUCAACCCCGAGCGUGCGGCGCUGCUGCGUCACGAUGCGCCCGGCUCUGGCCCCGGACCUCGUGGUGUCGGUGACUCGGAAAAGCCGAGUCGUGGACGCCGUCUUGGGCCGGCUGAGACACCGGAACACAUCAACCCCGACCGGGCAGCCCUGCUAGGCGGCCCAGCUGCUGAUGCCAGUGGUACACCGUCCAGGCCCGGCCGAGAGGACACAUCCCCUCCGGCCCUAGGAGUCGCGGACGUGGUGCUAGGGGCGGACACCUUGGUCCUCAGGGUCACGGACACGCACACCCUCUGCCUUCUCCCAGCGCGCCUGGAUCUGACCAGCGCUAUGGGGGCCAUUCCUCGUCUGGGCCCCUACCGCCGCGGCCGCACCCGCAGCAGGACAGCACGCAACAAGCGCCAGAACGUCAGCCGCCUACCGGGCCUGCAUCCGGACCUUGGCAACUCUGGACGAGGAGCGCCGGCGUCACCGUCAGCUGGACCUGGCCCCGCACAGCAAGGCCCGACUGCCGAUGCACCAGAUCGCCCCAGGAGUGACCCUCGUGCCAAUGCGCACGCUGCGGCUGCCGCGGCCGCGGCCGACAACUCUUCGAGGGAUCGACCACCGAACAACAACAAUGCCCGACAAGGCACGAGGCAGCUCGCUGGCAUCAACAACGUACUGCAGGCCAACAGCCCCAGCGUCGGCGGUGGCGUUGGGGGCGGCAACGCAGGCAGCGGCCCUCGUCGAGGCCAGCCACGCACCAUGCUGGCCAACUCGGAUGUGCAGGUCCUCACAGGAGGCUCGCCCGUCACGACCCCCGGUCACGAGCGUGCCGACCCGAUGAUGGGAAGCAAACCCUCCAACGGCGGCUUCGAGGAGAGCAGCAACAGCGGCAGCCACGACAGCCGCGGCCGUCGCGACAACCGGGACAGGGACAGGUCCGAUAGAUCCUACCGUUCCCGCCGCAGCAGCCGGGACCGCGAGCGAGAGCGCAGCCCUGCCCGUGACAAGGAGCACAAGGACCACCGCGAAUACCGCGAGAGGGAAGGCAGACGAUCUGGUGCCGGUGGCGGCAGCGAGUCCCGCGACUCGUCGUCUCGUCGACAAAACGGAGCCAGUGGCGGCGGCGGCAGCCUCCUCAAGGACGGCAUGCUCCCGCCACCAUCGUCCUCUGGCUCAGGGCGCUACCGCAACGAUGACGGCAGCCGCAGCAGCCGAGGCGGUGACGAUCGUCGCCGACGGAGGACAGACGAUGGCUCGGGGUUGCCAGCGCCACCAUCACAAUUACCACCACCACCCCAAGGCCCUCCCGGUGACCAUAGUCGCGACAAACGACAACGGCGUUAG